Molecule: messenger RNA, 405 nt
Organism: Anisakis simplex (herring worm)
Lineage: Eukaryota; Metazoa; Nematoda; Chromadorea; Rhabditida; Anisakidae
Source: the annotation of a GenBank genome assembly
AUGUACGUAUCUUUAUCACUUCGUUGUGUAUACCUUCGAGAGGCAGCAUUGGAUUUGUUAGAUCGUUUAUUGGAGCUGGAUCCUCGAAAGCGAAUGACGUCAAGACAAGCGCUGCAGCAUCCGUGGUUGAAAGACCUCAAUCCGAAUGCCAUUGAACCACCGAAAUUACCGGAUUGGCAAGAUUGUCAUGAAAUGUGGUCGAAGAAACAACGGAAAAAUCGUGCAAGUGGCAUUAUGUCGGCUGCAUCAACCUCAUCUCAGUCGCAUUCGAUCCCUCCGCCCGUACAACAUCACUACUCAUCACGCCCUUCCACUUCUUCGUCGCACCAAGUUCGUGAAACGAAAUCGUAUUUUUUAAAUUUCAUUUCUCAAAAAGGAUUUUUUUCGCUUGAAACGUUCUCAUAA